Owenia fusiformis is the source of this 454-nucleotide messenger RNA. The record is from the annotation of a GenBank genome assembly. Lineage: Eukaryota; Metazoa; Annelida; Polychaeta; Sabellida; Oweniidae.
AUGAAACACACUGAAAAGACUUCUUUCCAUACAGAUCAGUGGUGGGGAAAACUAUCCAUUGAAAUCGGUGGUAAAUUGGGAACUGACUUUGAUACAAUUGGAAUCCACCUUGGUGUUGAUAAUGCAGCUCUCAAAGAUAUCAAGAGUUCUUAUCCCGGGGCAGCUAAACAAUGGGGUAAGGAAUUGCUGAUAGAGUGGAGACAGGAACAUGCUGAUUGGACACAUGAAAAACAGAUAACAACGUUACAAAAUGCUUUGGAAGAUUCUGGUAGAAAUGAUCUUAAAGUGAAGGUGGAGAAAGCAGAAGCAAAACGGGUUGCAGCUCAAGAACAAGCUAAGCAACCCAAAGAAGAUCAAGGUGCAAAGGAUGAAUUAGAUUUGCCCUCACCACCUGCAGAGAAUCCAAAAGAUGCUCAGUUGGAGGCAAGAUUGAAAAAACUUAAAAGUUAAAUAA